AAAAACACUGUAUUAUAUUUCAACAUUAAGGGGUCUUGCAUAGUAUAAAGAUUGAAAUAAGAUGGUUUACAAAAAGAAAGAUGCCCAAAAUUCGGUCUAAAAGCAGCAUUACUAACAAAAGAAGAAAACUUAGGAGGAAGGGAGAUUCCGUGUAAAUGAAAAUGGGUCACGUGGGCUCCACUCUCACAAAAGUAACAUGCAUUUGCACUGUGUAAUCGCACUGAUAAGAUUCUACUGUCACGUAAUUCUACCUCAUCCAAUGGAUAUUUUCGUCCAUUCCUACCCCUAAUUACGCGGCGAAACUAGUUUUCAACCCAAUAAUUUUGCCAAAUUCAGCUAAAAGUAGCUGUUUUCCACAUCAUCCAUUUCCCAUUUUACCCCUCGCCUUUUACCUUUUGACCAUCCUCGUACUCCUCACUAAUUUGUCUCCUUUCCCUCAAAGGCUCUCACUUUCUGGCCCUAUCAUCAUCUUCUUCUUCAAUCUUCACCAGCAACCAGUAACCGAAGCUAUUUACAACUCUGCUAGCCAAUUACAAACCCUAACUCAUCUCUUCACUCACUGAGUUUCUGUUCCAAACCAAUCAUGAGUCGACUCAGAAGAAUCGAGCUCAUCGAGCCUUACACCUACUUCCCUGCUUCUUCCCCUGUCUUCAUCCGCGAAACCACCUCCAUUUUCACUCCCAAAGCCCUAGCUUUCCCUUCGUUUCUUGAAGAUUUGGAAGCCUGCGAGCUCGACUUGAUUAUCCCUAGACCUAGCCCCUUCGAGCUCUUCGAAAGCGUCACCGAUCUGAUCCGGGUCGAGCGAAAGCCGUCGUUGUCGUUGCAAAAGCGAAUUCAGCGAUUGGAAAAGCUAGGAGGAGACAUUGCCGUGCAGAGAUUGAGUGACCGAGUUAGUGAGUUGGAAGCUCGUUUCGAUCGGCUGGCGAAGAUCAAAGACGCCGGUGUUGAUCGGAAGUACACGUGGACUGCGGAGACGAGAAUCCCUGCGAAGAACGUUGAUCGUAAGUACAAAUUGACGGCGGAGAUCAAAGACGGGAAGAAGAAGAAGGAGACGGAAGUGAGUGGGAAAACUUACAAAUUGACGGCUGAGAUUGAAGGGAACGGAGCUGACGGUCCGAUCUCGCGUACGUACACGUUCAAAGCAUCCAGCGGUAAUGCAAGUGAGUGUGGAGAAUCAAAGAAGAAGGACAAGAAAAAGAAGAAAAAUGGUGAGAAGGAUGAGCAUGCCACGCGUCUAGUGAGGAUUGAAGAGACUUCUGAUCAUGGGGCUGUAGUUUUGAGACAGGCUUUUGCCAAGAGAAUUGGAGGUAGGAGUGAGAAGGGUAAGAAGAAAGAACUAUCGCCUCAAGAUGCAGCAAUGAUGAUCCAGAUGACCUUCAGAGCUUACCUAAUUCGAAGAUCACAGGCUCUUCGUGCACUCAGAGACCUGGCAGUUGCCAAGACCAAGUUGAAGGAGAUUCGAGGAUUGUUCAACAAUUACUCUUACCGCAGCCUUGUGGCUCGUGAUGCUGCAGAGCGUCAAAGGUUCUCAGAGAAAAUAAUUGUCCUUCUCCUUACUGUUGAUGCUAUUGAGGGAGCUGAUUUGAUGGUGCGUUCUGCAAAAAGAUCAAUGGUGGACGAGCUGGAAGCAAUGCUUGAUGUGGUUGAUCCACAGCCUGGGAAAUCACUUUCCAUGAGAAGGAGAACCUUCGAUAUGCCUGACAGUGUCAUUCAGAAGGAAAUUGCUGCAGGUGUGGCCGAGGUUGUCCAAAUGCUUAACCACGGAGAGAAUAGUUCCAGUACCUUUGAAGCUUGCUUGUGAAGAGUUCCUGGCAAAUUGGGUAUUUGUGGUGAUCAAACCUCUAAUUGGGUAGUGUUGUUUUUUCCAGUAGUUUGUUGUUGUAGCUGAGAUAUACAACCCAGUUGAGGAGAUUUCGGGGGACUUGUUUUCCCCCAUGAGUAGAUUCUUCUUAGAGCUGCUUUUGUCUCCUUCUCCCGUUUAUCUCUGGUUGAAUUGAAGUCAGUUGUUCCUUGCUUUCAGAUUCCAUUUAUAUUUAUAAUGAAGACCUUUCACUUUUGUAUUA
Messenger RNA from Cannabis sativa, 2063 nucleotides. RefSeq names its product BAG family molecular chaperone regulator 7. Bases 584 to 1801 code for a protein of 405 amino acids. Gene Ontology annotation, cellular component: plasmodesma. Gene Ontology annotation, molecular function: protein binding. The transcript has 3 exons. NCBI's taxonomy places the organism in Eukaryota, Viridiplantae, Streptophyta, Magnoliopsida, Rosales, Cannabaceae. Gene Ontology annotation, biological process: protein folding. The record is from RefSeq and is a predicted model, not a curated record.